Messenger RNA from Hippocampus zosterae (dwarf seahorse), 2081 nucleotides. RefSeq names its product RAB7a, member RAS oncogene family (gene rab7a). The record is from RefSeq and is a predicted model, not a curated record. The transcript has 6 exons. The coding region runs from base 453 to 1076 and encodes 207 amino acids. Lineage: Eukaryota; Metazoa; Chordata; Actinopteri; Syngnathiformes; Syngnathidae. Gene Ontology annotation, biological process: phagosome-lysosome fusion; endosome to lysosome transport. Gene Ontology annotation, molecular function: GTP binding; GTPase activity. Gene Ontology annotation, cellular component: late endosome; phagocytic vesicle; lysosome.
CCGCUGGCCGGGCCAGCUGAGCAAGGCGUAGCCGCCGUGUGACGUCACCGCCGUCGACGGGGCUUGUUUUGGAGGAAGCGGACGGCGAGGCUAACGUGCUCGGCUAGCACAUUAGCUUGACAGACGGCGAAAGCCAACGUCAACGGCGACACGAAGACCCAGUUGGAGCAACGAGCCGAGUGACAAUUUCGCUGCCGCUGACGGCGCUUACUUCCAGUCGCCGACUGAGUCGCGACGGAUAAAUAGCGGAUGUCCGUGCGGUGUCGAGGCUUCAGAGGGACAUUUUUUGCGACGACGGACACUUAAAAGGAACCGCCGGCCCUAUUUCUUUCCUUCAUUUUUUUUUAAUUUUGGGGCGCUCAUCUGCGCGUUAGCUUAAGCCAGGAACCCAGGUUGAGGACAAGUCCACUCUUGAUAGUUUUGCCACAGGAUCGGCUCACAGCUGAGGCGCAAUGACUUCACGGAAGAAAGUCCUCCUCAAGGUCAUCAUCCUCGGAGACUCUGGAGUCGGGAAGACCUCGUUGAUGAACCAGUACGUGAAUAAGAAGUUCAGCAACCAGUACAAGGCCACGAUAGGUGCAGACUUCUUGACGAAAGAAGUCAUGGUGGAUGACAGGCUGGUCACGAUGCAGAUUUGGGACACGGCGGGUCAGGAGAGGUUCCAGUCUUUAGGCGUGGCGUUUUACCGCGGAGCCGACUGCUGCGUUCUGGUGUUCGACGUGACGGCCCCCAACACCUUCAAGACCCUCGACAGCUGGAGGGACGAGUUCCUGAUCCAAGCCAGCCCCCGAGACCCGGAGAAUUUCCCCUUUGUGGUGCUCGGCAACAAGAUCGACUUGGAGAACAGACAGGUGACCACCAAGCGGGCGCAGGCUUGGUGUCAGAGCAAGAACAACAUCCCUUAUUUUGAAACCAGCGCCAAGGAGGCCAUCAAUGUGGAGCAGGCCUUCCAGACCAUUGCGCGCAACGCUCUCAAACAGGAGACCGAAGUGGAGUUGUACAACGAGUUCCCGGAGCCCAUUAAGCUGGACAGGAACGAGCGAGCCAAGCCUUCGGCGGAGACCUGCAGCUGCUGAGGACCGCCCGGACCUGUAUCACGACGGCCCUCCCGGCGGCCGUCCUUGCCUUGUCAAAAUAGCCUCCCUUCCCAUGACCCGCCGCGUCGACCCCUUAUGCCCCCCCCCACCCCAUUAUCCCACUCACAGAGUACCGACGCGACCAUCAUGCUGCAGCCUCCUCCUCGUGCGCAGGAACCACCCCCUUUUCUAUCAAGUAUCGGUCUCCUAGCCCAAAGAACUCCUUCCGCAUCGUACGCUUAUUCUUGUCAGAUGCCCCCCCCCAACCCCCCCGAGCUUAAAAUGGCAACAGACAUUUUCAGUCGGAUUGAAUAUCGCUGCUCUCGCAAUCGCUUGUUUUACAUUGAGCUCAAACAUCCCGCACGCUUUUUGUGUUUCAUCGCGUCGGUGGAUUGGCGUCAUUUCCUCCGUAGCCGUGGCGGUGGUCGUCUUCGUGUCAUUUGUCGCCGCAACGAGAUUGGAGGUCGGACGAUCACUGAUGUGACAACUGCCGUCAUCUGUUGCCUAUUGAUGAAAACGAAGACCAAUCAAUCGCAAGUCCCGCCAGGUUGUUCCGGUUGAAGUCAUCGCCCAAAGCCCCCCCCCCCCCCCCCCCCAGAGCGACAUGAAACUGGCUGGCGAGUUAGCGCCGUUCCUCUUUUGGACUUUCUCUUGGGACAGUUCUCCCUUCCUGGUGCAACAAAUCAAGACGGCACAUCACUCCCACUUGACAGUAUUGGAGAGGAAGUCAAACAAUGACUCUCCAUCGACGACCCUUUCAAAGAAUCGUUUUGUGGGGAAGUACAGGCAGGCAAACCUCCACACCUUCGUGCGCUCGACAUUUCCUUUUCAGCAGUCAGACGGAAAUGCCUUCUGGAUUCCGAGAGAGUUUACGCUGUUGAAAGCAAAAGUGGGACGGUGGAUGUCGCGGCAUUCGUCAUUGUAUUCGAAGUACGAUAAAGGCCGAGCGAUGUUUCAAAAUGUCUUUCAAGGAAUAAGGCGAAUAAAAUCCUCCAAUUCAGCAAA